This is a messenger RNA of Sciurus carolinensis (gray squirrel), 6627 nucleotides long. It is a transcript of the gene Zmym4, whose product is annotated as zinc finger MYM-type containing 4. The coding region runs from base 409 to 4983 and encodes 1524 amino acids. The record is from RefSeq and is a predicted model, not a curated record. Gene Ontology annotation, molecular function: zinc ion binding. The transcript is spliced from 31 exons. Lineage: Eukaryota; Metazoa; Chordata; Mammalia; Rodentia; Sciuridae.
CCCCCCGAGUCCCGGCCCCCCUUUCCCGGGCAGGCCCUCCCGCCCACGCGCACACCCGUGGGACCCCAGGAUCCGCAGCCCCGCGCGCGGCAUCCGCCCCCUCCUCACUCGCGCGCCAGGCCCGGCCGGGUCCGGGGAAGCCGAGGCGCGGCGGCCGUGUCUGCAGUGUGGGCGGGGGCCGGGGGCCCGAGCGGUGCCGCCGCCGCGCAGGGAGCCGCAGCGGUUCCGAGCGGGGCCCAACAUGGCGGAGAGAGAGGAGGUUGGAGUCCGGCCCCCGAAAGAGGACUGCAUUUUGAUUCAUUGUACACAAAUGGGGUACUGGGUACUACUUUAAAUAGAAGUAUUUUGAAGUUUGAACAGAAAAGUGGUGCAGUUUUUGACGAAAUUGUAGAGAACUGUGGUGGUAUCAUGGAUACAGAAAUGUCUGAAGAUAUAGACCACAACUUAACUCCUACCCUUGACAGCAUGUCUUAUGGAAUGCCGAAUCAAACAGGAUCUGAAAAUUCAUUGCUGGAUGAAGAUGAUUAUUUUUUGAACUCUGGGGAUCUUGCAGGAAUUCCAGUCGUUGGUAGUGACAAUGAGGAUGAACAGGAUUUUAGUUCAAAGGACAAUCUUGUUUCUUCAAUUCAUACUGAUGAUAGCUUGGAAGUAGAGAGAAGAGUCACACAGCAUGAAUCAGACAAUGAAAAUGAAAUACAAAUUCAGAAUAAAUUAAAAAAAGACUUGCCUAAACAGUUUGAUCAGGUUUCUGUCUUUAAAUCAAUACGGAAAGAUUUUAGUCUAGUAAGAGAAAACAGCAAAGAGACAUUUUCUGGAAAGGAGAAAAAUAGAGACCUAACUUAUCAUGAACGUGAAAAACGGUUGGAUAAACCCCAUAAAGAUUUGGAUUCAAGGUUGAAAAGCAGUUUUUUUGAUAAAGCAGCUAAUCAAGUUGAAGAAACAUUACAUACCCAUUUACCACAAACCCCAGAAACAAACUUUAGGGAUUCCAGCUACCCAUUUGCCAAUAAAGAAUCCAUUGGUUCGGAUCUGGGGAAUUCCUUUGCAUCAAAUAUUAGAAUUAAAGAAGAACCUUUGGAUGAUGAGUAUGACAAAGCAAUGGCACCACAGCAGGGACUACUAGACAAAAUUAAAGAUGAACCCGAAAAUGCUCAAGAGUAUAGUCAUGGCCAACAGCAAAAAACUCAAGAGGGGGAACUGAAAAUUAGUGCUGUGUUUUCAGUCAGUGGCAGUCCUCUUGCUCCACAGUUGACUACUGGCUUUCAGCCUUCACUGGCAUCAUCUGGCAUGAAUAAAAUGCUUCCUUCAGUUCCAGCCACAGCUGUUCGAGUUUCCUGUUCUGGUUGUAAAAAAAUCCUCCAGAAGGGGCAAACUGCUUAUCAGAGGAAAGGGUCUACUCAGCUUUUCUGCUCUACACUGUGCCUCACAGGAUACACAGUUCCACCUGCGCGCCCACCGCCUCCUCUCACCAAGAAAACUUGCUCAAGUUGCUCAAAAGACAUUUUAAAUCCAAAGGAUGUGAUCAGUGCCCAGUUUGAAAAUACCACCACCAGUAAAGAUUUUUGCAGUCAGUCAUGUUUGUCAACAUAUGAACUGAAAAAAAAACCUAUCAUUACCAUUAAUACAAAUAGCAUUUCAACCAAAUGCAGCAUGUGUCAGAAGAAUGCUGUUAUUCGACAUGAAGUGAAUUACCAGAAUGUGGUACAUAAGCUUUGCAGUGAUGCAUGUUUUUCUAAGUUUCGAUCUGCUAACAACCUCACUAUGAACUGUUGUGAGAACUGUGGGGGUUACUGUUACAGUGGCUCUGGACAGUGCCACAUGCUUCAGAUAGAAGGACAGUCUAAGAAGUUUUGUAGUUCAGCAUGCAUCACAGCAUACAAACAGAAAUCAGCCAAAAUUACACCAUGUGCGCUUUGCAAAUCAUUGAGAUCCUCAGCAGAAAUGAUUGAAAAUACCAAUAGCUUGGGGAAGACAGAGCUUUUCUGUUCUGUUAAUUGCUUAUCUGCUUACAGAGUUAAAAUGGUUACUUCUGCAGGUGUACAAGUUCAGUGUAACAGUUGUAAAACCUCAGCAAUCCCUCAGUAUCACCUAGCCAUGUCAGAUGGAAGUAUACGCAACUUCUGCAGCUACAGUUGUGUGGUAGCUUUCCAGAAUUUGUUCAACAAACCAACUGGAAUGAAUUCUUCAGUAGUGCCCUUGUCUCAGGGCCAAGUAAUUGUAAGCAUCCCCACAGGUUCAACAGUGUCAGCAGGAGGCAGUAACACCUCUGCUGUUUCUCCCACCUCCAUCAGUAGCUCUGCUGCUGCUGGUCUCCAGCGUCUUGCUGCCCAAUCCCAGCAUGUUGGGUUUGCCCGAAGUGUUGUGAAACUCAGGUGUCAACACUGUAGCCGUCUUUUUGCCACAAAACCAGAACUUCUUGACUAUAAGGGUAAAAUGUUUCAGUUCUGUGGCAAGAAUUGUUCUGACGAAUAUAAGAAAAUAAAUAAUGUAAUGGCAAUGUGUGAAUAUUGUAAAAUUGAGAAAAUUGUGAAGGAGACUGUGCGAUUCUCAGGUGCUGACAAGUCAUUCUGUAGUGAAGGUUGCAAACUGCUUUAUAAACAUGACUUGGGAAAACGCUGGGGAAGUCAUUGUAAAAUGUGCAGUUAUUGUUUACAGACAUCUCCCAAAUUAGUACAGAAUAAUUUGGGAGGAAAGGUGGAAGACUUUUGUUGUGAAGAAUGCAUGUCCAAAUAUACAGUUUUGUUCUAUCAGAUGGCCAAAUGCGAUGGUUGUAAACGACAGGGUAAACUCAGUGAGUCCUUAAAAUGGCGAGGGGAAAUAAAACAUUUUUGUAACCUGCUUUGUAUCUUGAUGUUCUGCAAUCAGCAAAGUGUAUGUGACCCACCUUCACAAAACAAUGCAGCAAGUAUUUCCAUGGUUCAAGCUGCUUCUGCAGGGCCCCCAUCUCUCAGAAAAGAUUCAACUCCAGUUAUAGCUAACGUGGUGUCAUUGGCAAGUGCUCCUGCUGCUCAACCCACAGUGAAUUCUAACAGUGUCUUACAAGGUGCAGUUCCAACGGUAACCGCGAAAAUCAUUGGGGAUGCAAGUACACAAACAGAUGCCCUAAAACUGCCUCCUUGCCAGCCUCCAAGACUUUUGAAGAAUAAAGCUUUAUUGUGCAAACCUAUCACACAGACUAAAGCCACUUCCUGCAAACCACAUACCCAAAAUAAAGAAUGCCAGACAGAAGACACUCCAAGUCAGCCCCAGAUUAUUGUGGUGCCAGUUCCUGUGCCAGUGUUUGUGCCGAUACCUCUUCAUCUUUAUACUCAGUAUGCACCAGUUCCCUUUGGAAUUCCUGUUCCAAUGCCUGUCCCCAUGCUUAUUCCCUCCUCAAUGGAUAAUGAAGAUAAAGUCCCUGAAAGUAUUGAAGACAUUAAGGAUAAACUCCCUACACAUCCAUUUGAAGCUGAUCUCCUUGAGAUGGCAGAAAUGAUUGCAGAAGAUGAAGAGAAGGAAAAGACUCUAUCCCAGGGAGGAUCUCAGACUUCUGAACAGGAACUGUUUCUAGACACUAAGAUAUUUGAAAAAGACCAAGGAAGUACAUAUAGUGGUGAUCUUGAAUCAGAGGCAGUAUCUACUCCCCAUAGCUGGGAAGAAGAGUUGAAUCAUUAUGCCUUAAAGUCAAAUGCUGUGCAAGAAGCUGAUUCAGAACUGAAACAGUUCUCGAAAGGGGAAACCGAACAGGAUCUGGAAGCAGAUUUUCCAUCAGAAUCCUUUGACCCACUUAACAAAGGACAGGGGAUCCAGGCACGUUCCCGAACAAGACGACGACACAGAGAUGGCUUCCCCCAGCCCAGACGAAGAGGCCGGAAGAAGUCUAUAGUGGCUAUGGAGCCCAGGAGUCUUAUUCAAGGAGCCUUUCAAGGGUGUUCAGUGUCUGGAAUGACCCUGAAAUACAUGUAUGGGGUGAAUGCCUGGAAGAACUGGGUUCAGUGGAAAAACGCCAAGGAAGAGCAGGGGGAUCUAAAGUGUGGAGGAGGUGAACAUGCCUCAUCCAGCCCAUGUUCUGACCACUUAGGAAGUGCUCAAGACCAGGUACUCAAUCAAGAAUCCUCAGAGUCAAGCUGUAGAGAUGUUUACCUUUCUACAGUUCGCUCUGUCAAGCUGAAGGAAGAUAUUCUGUCCUGCACUUUUGCUGAAUUGAGUUUGGGUUUAUGCCAGUUUAUCCAAGAGGUGCGGAGACCAAAUGGUGAAAAAUAUGAUCCAGACAGUAUCUUAUACUUGUGCCUUGGAAUUCAGCAGUACCUGUUUGAAAAUGGUAGAAUAGAUAACAUUUUUACUGAGCCCUAUUCAAGAUUUAUGAUUGAACUCACCAAACUCUUGAAAAUAUGGGAACCUACAAUACUUCCUAAUGGUUACAUGUUCUCUCGCAUCGAAGAAGAGCAUUUGUGGGAGUGCAAACAGCUGGGCGCUUACUCACCAAUCGUCCUCUUAAACACCCUCCUUUUUUUCAAUACCAAAUACUUUCAACUAAAGAAUGUUACUGAGCACUUGAAGCUUUCCUUUGCCCAUGUGAUGAGGCGGACCAGGACUCUGAAGUACAGUACCAAGAUGACAUAUCUGAGGUUCUUCCCACCUUUACAGAAGCAAGAGUCAGAGCCAGAUAAACUAACUGUUGGCAAGAGAAAACGAAAUGAAGACGAUGAGGUUCCAGUGGGUGUAGAGAUGGCAGAGAAUACUGAUAACCCACUGAGAUGCCCAGUCCGACUUUAUGAGUUUUACUUGUCAAAAUGUUCCGAAAGUGUGAAGCAGAGGAAUGAUGUGUUUUACCUUCAGCCUGAGCGCUCCUGUGUUCCGAAUAGCCCCAUGUGGUACUCCACAUUCCCGAUAGACCCUGGUACCCUGGACACCAUGUUAACACGUAUUCUCAUGGUGAGGGAGGUACAUGAAGAACUUGCCAAAGCCAAAUCUGAAGACUCUGAUGUUGAACUAUCAGAUUAAGAUGGAAGUGAGGUUCCUAUUUUCAUACACAUUGGUAUGCACCAAACUGUGAACGCAUCCAGCUGUUGGAAAGCAGUGUAUAAGCCCAAGUCCUCUUGACUUGAUUAUGAGACAUGGGAAACAGAUGACUUGUGAACCACAGUAUGGAUGUACAAAUGAAAACUGAAGGAAAGAAUAUGAACUAAGAAAUGUUCUUUGGCAGUGAUAUAGUUCUUAGACAUCUUCAGAAUGACUAACCAAUUUCUCUGAGUGGUGCAUAAUCUUAUUUUGUUUGGGAAUAACAAAAUUGUGGAAUAUUUUUAAGGAAAAUUGUUGUAUAAAACUCUACCAUAGUAACCUUAGACCUUAGAGAAGUAGCUUUGGAGUGAGACCUUGGCUACUUGGGCAAACCCUUCAUAAAAAGUCAGGGGAGAAAUCAGUGCAGAGCUGAGAGUGACAUCAGAUGGGGACUGUGGGACCCAGUCUUAAAAGACCCAAUAAAAAUACUCAACUUUUUUUAAAACAUAGUGAAGUGGUCUUGAUUUUGAUUUUCACUGCCAAGCCAAUUAUGUGAAGGAUAGAAGCCUCUGGUACUUUUACCAGGGGCCCCUCAUAUCAGGGAAAACAACCUUCACUCCUAUUAACAGUGAUGUAUCCCUUUCACUUUCUGGGUUUAGCCUUCUCAUCUCUGGGUCUAGAUGUGGGUAAAUGAAGGUAAAGGGUAUGAUAUUCCACAAACUAAUUAUGCACAUAGAAGAUCUGUGGAGCCCAUUGGACCCCAAGUGUCUUGACAUGUUUGUAAAGAAUCCACUAAAAUGCCCACUUCUUUGGGUGCAGGCCUUUAUUGCUGCUGUCUCAUAGCUUGAGCUGUGGUACACAGAAAUGGGGCUCUUUUUGUUUCCAUUUUUCCCCCAAUGGCAGCUUUUCUCCCAUUGUUUUACCUUUCUAUUUCCCAAAUGACUCCUCUUAUUUUGUCGUUUGCACCAGUUUUUGGAGGCCCUUGUCAUUUCAAAAAAUAUAGUCUCUCUCCUGAACUUUGUCUGGCAAACCCUGGGCAGUUCCAGAGACAGUAUUACUUAGCUAUUCGAAUUAUGGUAGAAAAGGUCUCAGUAGGUUCUUGUGUAAAGCAUUUGAAAGACGACCUUGUUGCCCUAGGAAACUUAAAAUUGGGGAUUCUGGGGUUAGGAUUCAGACAUUGACUGUCUUGCAUCUCCAUAAGCAGGUCUUCUUGUAGCAUUAUUCCAGACUCUAGCUGUUGUAGUGUUCUAUGAGGAUUGCAAGUCAUAGGCGUGUGUGGCCAUAUCAGUCCAUGUCCCUUAUCACAAUUCUCAGUUCUUCCCCACAAAAUUUUGAAAUCAUAGCUUUUAUGAUGUUGGCCAAUCUCAGAACAUCUUUAGCCAAGUUUUUUUGACCUUAUGAUAAAAUUGAACCAAGUCAAAAGCUUAGAAAGUUUAAUCUUGGAAUACUUUCAGUAUGUCCCAUAUUUUAGGUGGGGAUGGCAGGUUUAUUUUUUUUAAUAAAUGAAAGUCACUUAACUAUAACAGAAUUAAAAGUGGGCCUUUUGACAUUGUGUACUUGAUGGUUCUGUCCCUCUGCCUGUAACAAAUCUCAUUUUUGUUACCAAGAACUGUGUGAAAGAAGUAAAUCUGCCCCAAUUCUGUAUGA